This is a messenger RNA of Prosopis cineraria, 1427 nucleotides long. RefSeq lists its product as uncharacterized. The record is from RefSeq and is a predicted model, not a curated record. NCBI's taxonomy places the organism in Eukaryota, Viridiplantae, Streptophyta, Magnoliopsida, Fabales, Fabaceae. The coding region runs from base 232 to 912 and encodes 226 amino acids. The transcript has 2 exons.
CAUUUUCCAUAUCCAAACUAUCGUCAAUUACUUUCAAUCUGCUCUCUGCAACAUCUCAUCAUCUGCUGAAUUUAUUUUCAUUGUUCAUGCUCUCUUAUUGACUAAUUUCAUUUUACAUUUUACAUUUUACAAGUUCUCUCUGCUACUUCUAAUAAUAUCUGUCUCCGUUGAGUAUUGAUCAUUUUAGCUGUUAUACUCUUGUAAAUUAUCUGCAUUUGAAUCUAGAAAGCAAUGGCGGAAUCCAAAGACUCACACAUUGUGGAAAUCCCAGUGGACUCGGAGCAUGAGCAGAAGAAACUCCUCCCUUCUAUUUCUAACAUUGUCGAAGCGAUCGAAGACCAUCCACUUACCGAGAUCUCUGAAAGCCCAGGCCACCUCUUGCUUCUGAAACUCUGGCAGAGAGAAGAGGAGAUCUUCGGGCGCAGAAUCGCUCACAAAGAACUCCGAAUGGACUCCAUCAAGCGCGAUCUCUUCCAACUCUCAUCCUUCUUCUUCAUCUUCCACUUCCUCUUCUUCACAUUGCUAUUCUCAUCCUCCGUCAAUACCUCGGACGACGGAUCGCGUGGGAAAUGGUGGAUUCCGUCGGUGAUAUCCGCGGCGACGUCGGCGGUGUUUGUAGUUCUGGUUCAGGUGAAGGUGAACGCGUACUGGAGAGUGUGGAGGGAGGUGAAGAGAGAGAGGGAAGGGAGUCGAGGAGUGACGAGGUGCGUUCAGGAGCUGAGGAUGAAGGGCGCGAGCUUCGACCUGUCGAAGGAGCCGAAUCAGAGUGGCGGGAAAAAGAUGAAGAGCUCGAGUGUGGAGAUCAACUGGAAGCCAUGGAGUUGGUGUUGUAAGAAUUUGCUAACUAUUUGUAUUGUUUGCUUUUCAGGCCUCGCCGUCCCUGCUUCCAAGUUCGUCCUCUGUGGCCUCUGAUUCUGCUCCCGGAACCUUUCUAUGCUCAACACUGAACAAUGGGAUGAAGCAUUUUGGGUCCGAUUAAGCAAAAUUUACCCAUUUGGGAGUCGCUGCAACGAGCGAAGAAGAUAUGAUGGAAGGCUUUUUCAGAUUUGGGUGCAUUAAUGGACGCAUCAAAUAUUGAAGAAGACGGCUGAAUCAUAUGAUUCUGACUUUCUGAGAGGCAAGCAUCAAGUAUUGAAGGAUAUGGCCGAAGGAAAUGUGAGAAGAAAGACAUUUCUCUCUUCUUGGCCUGAAUGUGAAAACAGAGAUCACUAUCACUAAUUUUAAUAAUUUCUGAGGUUAUAAGCUUCGCAGAAAACAGUGAAUUGUGAAUCCGUGGCUGAAGCUAAGUUCCGGAUUGCUAAAAUGAUGAAGGCAUGCCACACUUCUUGUGUGCUGGGUCUUUUAGAGGCAAAAUUGUAGCUCACUAUGGAAUAUUAUGAAACAGAAGCUAAGGAUUACUCUAAUUAUCUUGGCUAUUAAAUUUUUCA